AUGACGGUCUUAGAGGAACUUGAACAGGACAUUUCCGCCUUGAGGGAAGAAAAAUUUAAAACUUUAUUUGACCAAUUUCCACAACUUUACAGUUUAUUACACAAUGACCAACAGGAUCAAUUUGAAAAUAAUGUGGAACAUAUGGGGAAUGAUUCUGUAGAGACUCAUAAUGACAAGGAUUUUCAGACCCCAAGGAAGAAAUCACGGAUCGUUUCAGGAGGUGAUAAUUUACCAGAAUCUGAAUGGGUGCUGAGGAAUCAAAUCCCUCUAGAACACCAAAUGUUUGAUGAUAGUAUUAUCGGCGAAAUGGAUGUUGAUAUAUUAUCAUCGCCGUCAAAGAGAAAAGCCGAAUUACAAAAGAUAGAAUUGGAUAAACCCAAAGGUGACAAACUUCGAAAUAAAGUCCUCAUUGAAAAUAUGUUUCGUUUAUUCGGAAUUACAUUUUUCCCCCUAGUCGAUCCAACAGAUCUUAAAUUAAAUGAUGAAACUCAAAAUAUUGAAAUCACAAGACAGAUGCUUGGAAUUCGUCUGGAUAUAUUCAAUAGUAAGAAUUCAACCUUUGAUAAAGCCUAUUAUAUUUUAUUAAAAAAUUCCAAUAAAACAAAAGGAAAACAAAUAGAAAGUACAAGUUCUGGGAAAUGGGUAAUAUUCAAACAUACCAUACCUGUGUAUAUAGAUAUCGAAAUGAUAAUGCGUGAUUUGAAUACUAGCAAUUCAUCCUCAUACGAAGAAGUAUACAUUUUUGCUAAAGAAAUAUACAUUUUAUUGCUAGAUAGUAUAGAGCGAAGGAAACUAUUUGAAUCAUUAGAGCUUAAGGGCUUAAUUACUAACCUUAAGAACGACAUAGAUUCAACAAGUGUGUUCUUUUCUUUAGGAAGCGUCAAAAUACAAUUGUAUUUAGAUAAAAAUAUGAUCACUUCAUGUUUGAUUACUCAAGGCUUACAAGAUGAGCUACUUAAAAAUAAAUGGGAAACCAUAUUGAACGGCCCAUUGGAUGAGCUCGAAUUCAAAAUAAAACAAUUACGUUAA
Maudiozyma saulgeensis is the source of this 1029-nucleotide messenger RNA. Lineage: Eukaryota; Fungi; Ascomycota; Saccharomycetes; Saccharomycetales; Saccharomycetaceae. The record is from the annotation of a GenBank genome assembly.